Sinocyclocheilus rhinocerous is the source of this 467-nucleotide messenger RNA. It is a transcript of the gene smim12, whose product is annotated as small integral membrane protein 12. The transcript is spliced from 2 exons. Bases 74 to 349 code for a protein of 91 amino acids. NCBI's taxonomy places the organism in Eukaryota, Metazoa, Chordata, Actinopteri, Cypriniformes, Cyprinidae. The record is from RefSeq and is a predicted model, not a curated record.
GAUUGUUGCUUACAGUGACGCAAGAAGCCAAGGCAGGAAGUUGAAUAGCCUGGAGAUAGAGGUUUAUGCAGCCAUGUGGCCAGUGAUCUGGACUGCCAUGCGCACUUAUGCGCCCUAUGUGACCUUCCCAGUGGCCUUUGUGGUGGGAGCUGUUGGAUACCACCUUGAGUGGUUUAUCCGGGGAACUCCUAACGCCCCGGGAGAAGAGAGGGGCAUUGCAGAGCUAAGGGAGGAUAGAAAAUUAGAGGAACUGACCGGUCAGGACAGCACACAGGUCCUCAGCCUCAAGGACAAACUGGAAUUCACACCAAGAGCAGUGCUGGAAAGAAACCGACCGGAGAAGAGCUAAGUUUUAGUAAAUGGCAUGAAGUCCUGCAAGAUUACCAUAUAAUGAUGUGCAAUUUCUCAAACUUUGGGCUCAUUUGUCACACUCAACGGCCCCAGGGACGGGAACUUGAUCAGAAAUC